AUGCCAUGUCAUGUGUAUGUAGAACCAGAAAUAUACGAUGUGGAGGAAAAUGAGCAGGCAGAUGAUUUUCCUACAGAUCAUAUUGAUGGCUUACGAAAAGAGUUGGCGGUAGCUUACUCGACAAUAAGCAGUCUCAAGCACACCAUUCAGCGGCUUUCUCCUUUCACAGAAGAUUCAAUGCAGUCAUCCACUGAUGGGUUCAUUCAGCACUACACUGGUCUCCCAAAUUUCAAAGUUUUGAAAGCAGUGUUUGAUUAUGUUACACCACAAGACAUGCGCACUAAAUUGUCAAGAUUCCAAGAGUUUAUGGUCGUAUUGAUCAAACUAAGAUUGAACUUAUCUAAUGAAGACCUGUGUUACCGGUUUGAUGUCUGUCGUUCAACCAUUUCCAGAAUACUGUCACGUUGGCUGACAAUCUUAGAUGCUGAGUUACAGCCACUAAUUUUGUGGCCUGAUAGAGACAUUUUGAGAAAGACUAUGCCGGAAUGUAUAGCACCGCAAGGCAUCAUCUCAUUCAUUUCAGAUGCAUGGGGAGGCAGAGUCAGUGAUAAAUUUUUAACUGAGCACUCUGGAAUUCUCAACAAGUUAUUGCCUGGAGAUGUGGUGCUAGCUGAUAGGGGAUUUGACAUUUCAGACUCAGUUGGAAUGCAGCAAGCUAAGUUGUACAUUCCUGCCUUUACAAAAGGAAAGGAUCAACUAGCUGCAAUUGAAGUGGAAGAAACCAGAUUAAUAGCAAACGUCCGCAUUCAUGUAGAGAGAGUCAUCGGCUGUGUACGGCAAAAGUUUACCAUACUGAAGGGUACGCUACCAAAGGAUUACAUCACAAGGCAUGCAGCUGAAGACUGUCCCCUCAUCGAUCGAAUUACUAGAGUUUGCUGUGCCCUAUGUAAUGUUUGUGACUCAGUUGUGCCAUUUGACUAG
Molecule: messenger RNA, 921 nt
Organism: Corticium candelabrum
Lineage: Eukaryota; Metazoa; Porifera; Homoscleromorpha; Homosclerophorida; Plakinidae
Exons: 2
Coding region: 1-921 (306 amino acids)
Source: RefSeq, a predicted model, not a curated record